Plasmopara halstedii is the source of this 180-nucleotide messenger RNA. RefSeq lists its product as uncharacterized. The transcript has 2 exons. NCBI's taxonomy places the organism in Eukaryota, Oomycota, Peronosporomycetes, Peronosporales, Peronosporaceae. The record is from RefSeq and is a predicted model, not a curated record. The coding region runs from base 1 to 180 and encodes 59 amino acids.
AUGGGACCGCGCAGCUCGUCAGUUCGUUUUCUACUCGACGACUUCCUCCACUUCUUUAAACAAGAUGCGUACCCGUUUGCACCGAUGAAUCAAGAUGAAGUUAGCAUUCCGAAUCGAAGCUGUGUAGAACAAUCUCCUACGUCAUGUAAAAAUCUCCUUGCCGGAUCGGGUGUCCCGUAA